Messenger RNA from Vanessa atalanta (red admiral), 594 nucleotides. RefSeq lists its product as uncharacterized. The transcript has 3 exons. The record is from RefSeq and is a predicted model, not a curated record. The coding region runs from base 91 to 528 and encodes 145 amino acids. Lineage: Eukaryota; Metazoa; Arthropoda; Insecta; Lepidoptera; Nymphalidae.
ACUCAGUCGUUCGCGCGAACGCAUUCGAAGUUAACGGAAAGCGCGCUUGGGUUUUUUAUUCUUUUUAUAUUCACCAAACAGGUGUUCAAGAUGAAGUACCUAGUUGUCCUGGCUGUUUUCGCGUUGGCGUUCGCCGCUGAAGAGAAGGAGGAAGAACGGCCGAAGACGUUCAGACGGCUUAUCCCAGCUGACGUUUUGAGAGAUUUCCCCGGAAUGUGCUUCGCAUCAACUCGCUGUGCCACCGUCGAGCCCACAAACUCCUGGGACCUUGCUCCAUUCUGCGGCCGCAGUACCUGCGUCAUCAGUGAAGACGUGCCUCCCAGGCUUCUGGAACUCGUCGAGGACUGCGGACCCCUCCCGAUCGCUAACCCCAAAUGCAAACUUGACACUGACAAAACCAACAAAACUGCUCCAUUCCCUGGUUGCUGCCCGAUCUUCACCUGCGAGGAUGGCGUCAAGUUAGAAUACCCAGAACUCCCCACCCCUCCCCCAGAAGACGAGAAGAAAACGGAGGAGACGAAAGCCUAAAUUAAAAAAAAAAAUAGUUUUUAAAUUUAUUAGUUAUCUGUGAAUGAACGCACAAUUGACAUUCCA